Molecule: messenger RNA, 1338 nt
Organism: Dictyostelium discoideum AX4
Lineage: Eukaryota; Evosea; Eumycetozoa; Dictyosteliales; Dictyosteliaceae
Product: peptidase M16 family protein
Exons: 4
Coding region: 1-1338 (445 amino acids)
Source: RefSeq, a predicted model, not a curated record
AUGAUCGGAAGAUUCAUUGCUAGAAAUUACACUACAUCAAUAUUUCAAGAAAGUAAAAGAAUUGUUGAAUCAACAACACUUUCAAAUGGAUUAAAAGUAGUUAGUUUAGUUGGUGGAUAUACAGGACCAGCAGUAUCAUUAGGUCUUUACAUAAAGACAGGUAGCAGAAAUGAAACACAAGAGACUGCAGGUUUAAAUCAAGUUCUUAAGGGAUUAGCAUUUGAAUCAAACACCAACAAAUUAGGAAUUGAAGUACAAAGAGACAUUGAAGUCUCUGGUUCAACUGCAUUCGCUCAAGCAUCACGUGACAAUUUAUUGAUUGCACUUCAAACCUUACCAAACCGUUCACUUCAAAUGUUGAAUAAUUUAGCAAACAUCACCAAACCAACCCUUCCAUACCACGAGGUUCGUGAUGUCACCGAAAUCAUCGUUAAAGAAUCUGAAGCCUACAAUCACGAUUCAUACUCUUCAAUCUUUGAAUCUGUUCAUCAAACUGCUUUUCGUGGUAAAACCCUUGGUCGUCCAUUAGUUGCACCAAUUUGCAAUUUAGGUAACAUCACCAAAGAUGCCGUCACCAAUUGGGUAAAUUCAACUUACAAACCAUCAAAUAUGAUCUUGGUUGGUGUUGGUCUUUCACAUAAUGAAUUAAUUGAAGAAGCUGAAAAAGUUACUUUUGGUAAUGAUGAAUCAUCAACUUCAAUUUCAAAUGAAACUGCUCAAUAUAUUGGUGGUGAAUCACUUAAAUAUUCAAGUGGUAACUCUAAAGUUGUUCUUGCUUUUGAAGGUACUGCUCAAUCAAACAUUAAAGAUGUUGCUGCCUUUUCAGUUUUACAAUCAAUCUUAGGUAAUGGUUGUCCAAAGACUGCACCAGGUCAUGGUAGAACCUCAAGAUUAUUCAGUUUAACUAAAAAUAAUUCAAAUAUUGUUAAUUCUGAAGCAUUCAAUUUAACUUAUGGUGAUUCUGGUUUAUUCGGUGUUGUUGCUGAAGUUGAAGGUGCUACCGUUGGUAAGACUGUUUCAUUAAUUACCUCUGAAAUCGUUGCUGCCUCAAAGACUGCUGGUCAAGAAUUAGAACGUGCUAAAGCUGUCACUAAAUCAAGCGUUUUAGAACAAGCUGAAAGCAGAACCUCUGCCCUCGAAUUCAUUGGUAAACAAGCUAUCUAUACCGACAAAGUUUUAACUCCAGCUGAAUUUGCUGAAGAAAUCUCUAAAGUUACCUCUGAAGAUAUUAAAAGAGUUGCCAAGAAAAUGACCUCCAAAAAACCAACCCUCGUUGUUGUUGGUGAUGUCUCUGAUGCUCCAACUAUCGAAUCAGUUCAAUCACAACUUAAAUUGUAA